AUGGGUACUGUGGUGUCACGUGCUGUAGGAAAGGUGAACCAGUAUAUAACACAACAAUACAUAUCUAGUCAGUUCUCAGUGUCUGAUAAAUGGAUUGAAUGUCCGGCGUGCUGUCGUACAUUCGAUUUUCCGAAGAUUCUGCCUUGCUAUCACUCUGUUUGCCUCCGUUGUUUACAUGUGAAAGAGGAAACAAUAAACUGUCCGUUAUGCAAAAUGUUACACAAAGUUCCUCCUGCUGGUUUGGAACUCUUGCCCGACAAUCGGUUCCUGAAUGAUCUCAUUGAACAUUCAUCGGCGAGAAAACUUAUGGAAUCGUCACGAGAAUGCGGGGUGUGCUCUGGCAACACAGCGCAUAAAUCGAUCAAGUCACGUCAAGGUAAAAAACCAAACGUGUUUUGCACAAAUUGUCGUAGAGCGCUUUGCAGUGACUGUGAAGACGUACAUAAAAGUAUACCGAUAACCAGGACACAUGUAUUGAUCUCUGUACAGGAGUAUCGUACAUCCAUUCUCAAAGAAUCGCCUCUCACGAAGUCCAGUUCUAUUAUGUGUCACCGCCAUCCUAAUAAAAUUCUAAAGCUGUACUGUAGAGACUGUGAUUAUCCGAUAUGUGAUACCUGUGUCGAUAAGGAUCACACGGGGCCCAAUCACACUCGUGAAAAGGUUGGUGACGCAAGGGCCAGAAAGGAAGCUGAAAUUAAUUUAAGAAUAAAAGGAGCAACUAAUCUGAAAACAAGAUUAGAUGGGAUUAUGAAAGAUUUGAAUGAAGAAAGUGAAAGUCUUGAGAUGAAGGUGGAAGAGGUAACAGCACAAAUAAACAGUCGCGCCAAUUCUCUACAAGCAGAAUGCAAACAACUUAUAAAGGAUAUAAAAAAAGAUGAAUCUAGUCUUUUUCGGGAAAUAUCAUUGAAUUUCGGUAAAAGAGGUGAUGCUAUUUCAAAGAGCAAAGCAGGAUUGUGUGAAGGCAUGGGAAAGCUAACAAAGUGCAUCGAUGCUGCAGAAAUGUUGCAGCAGGAUGGUCAAGGUGCUGGCUUCUUGUAUAUGGUUAAGCAAGUAAUACAGGAAUUUAAAGAGACAAUUGGGAAAGAUUAUAGCGCAACUGCGAUUAAGGAUUUCAGAUUUGUUCAAAAUGACACGAAUGUAUCUCAAAGCAUAACAGCAGACACACUAGGAAGACUUGUCAUAUAUUAA
Molecule: messenger RNA, 1188 nt
Organism: Saccoglossus kowalevskii
Lineage: Eukaryota; Metazoa; Hemichordata; Enteropneusta; Harrimaniidae
Product: E3 ubiquitin-protein ligase TRIM45-like
Molecular function (GO): zinc ion binding
Source: RefSeq, a predicted model, not a curated record